CUUCACAUCUCAACCUUAAUUAGAAGGGAAAAAAAAACUUGUUUUCCCCUUAUAGAGCAUUGGAUAGUUGGAUAUGAAACUUCCAUGGCCCUGCUAUCUUCAACACCUCUUGUUCUUCUCCUUCUUCUUGCAUUUUCAGCAACAUUGUUCAUCAUCUUUAGCAAAAAGCUGCCAUCCAAAUGAGAGAUCAGCCUUGCUUAAAUUCAAGGAUUCACUAAUCAUUGAAGAUGAUGAUUCUUAUUAUUCCUUUUGUGACAAGGCACACCCUCUGAAUAAGACUUGGGUGGAGGCUACAGAUUGCUGCUCUUGGGAUGGUAUCACAUGUGAUAGGUUGACAGGUCAUGUGAUUGGCAUGGACCUUAGCUGCCAUGCGCUUUAUGGCACCAUCACUCCCACCAGUACCCUUUUUCUCUUGCCACACCUCCAGAAGCUCAACCUCGCUUGGAGUCGUCUCAGUGGUUCUAUAUCAUCUGGGUUUGGUUUAUUCGCAAAUUUGACGCACCUUAAUCUCUCCAGUUGUUUAUUCUCGGGCCAAAUUCCUCCUGAAAUUUCCCGCCUGUCCAAAUUGGUUUCACUUGAUUUGUCUUUCAAUUCUGACUCUGAUAAAAUCCUGAAAUUUCACAAUCAUGGAUUUGAAAAACUAUCGAGAAACCUUACGAAAUUGAUUGUUCUGGAUCUACGUUAUGUAGAUAUGUCUUUGGUUGCACCUAAAUCUUUGUUGAACCUUUCUUCUUCUUUGAAAUCUCUUCAUCUCUCAAAUUGUUUUUUGCAGGGGAAUUUACCAGGAGAUUUUUUGCACUUUCAGUCCCUUGAGAUACUCGACAUUUCGUCCAACUUUGAUUUGGUCAUUAAUAUUUCAGAAGCUAAAUUGUCUGCUUCAUUAAGGUUCUUAGAUAUCCAUGAGAUGAGUUCGUCAGGAGAGCUUUCAGAUUCGAUAAUCAAUCUCCUGUCAUUGGAGUACUUAGAUCUCUCAUUCAACCGUUUCUUUGGUUCAAUUCCAGCAUCACUUGGCAAUCUUGAGUCCGUGAAGCACUUCGAUUUUUCAAACAACAAUUUCUUUGGCUCAAUUCCAGCAACAGUGGGCAAUCUCAUGUCCUUGGAGUACUUGGAUCUUUCAUUCAACAAUUUCUUUAGCUUAAUACCAACAUCACUUGGUGAUCUCAAGUCCUUGAAGUACUUAGAUUUCUCAUUCACCAAUUUUUCUGGCUCGAUGCCAGCAGCACUUGUCAAUCUCGAGUCCUUGAAGUACCUGGAUGUCUCAUUCGCCAAUUUUUCUGGCUCGAUUCCAGCAGCAUUUGGCAAUCUCAAGUCUUUGGAGUACUUGGAUCUCUCCUUCAACAAUUUCUCUGGCUGUAUACCACCAUCACUUGGUAAGAUUAAGAAACUCAAAUUCUUGGCUUUGAAGUCCAACCAAUUUUCUGGGCAGAUUCCUGAUAUUUUUGCUAAACCUAGCAAAUCAGACUUGCUAAACCCAUCUUCCUCCAAUUUCAGCGGUCAGUUGCAAUUUUCUCUUCUCGAUGUUGAUUUGAGUGAUAAUGAGUUACAUGGCCCGAUUCCAAGUUCGAUUUUUGAACUUGUGAACCUUAAGAGUCUUUUUCUUUCCUCUAAUAACCUGAGUGGCAUUAUUGAGUGGAACAUGUUUCAAAAGCUCAAAAAUCUUGUGCAACUUGAUCUUUCAUGGAACAGUGAACUAUCAUUGAGAAGUAGCAGCAAUGUCAACUUUACUUUGCCCUACCUUUUCUCAUUGGCUCUUUCUUCUUGCAACAUAACAAAAUUCCCACAUUUCUUGAAAACCUUAGAGAAUUUGAGCUAUUUAGAUCUUUCUCAUAAUAGAAUUUAUGGCAAGAUUACCAAGCAAAAGUCAAUCGGAUGGGAAAGUUUAAGUACUUUAAGUCUCUCUCACAACUUCUUGACUGGAAUAGAGCAAUAUCCAUGGAGCAACAUUAGAACUCUGGACUUGAGUUUCAACUUCCUCAAAGGACCACUUCCAGUACCACCAAAUUCGACCGAGAUUUUCUUGAUUUCAAACAAUCAAUUGAGUGGAGAGAUCCCUUCCUUGGUUUGCAAUUUGAGUUCUCUUGUGGCGCUUGAUUUGGCUAACAAUGAUUUUGAAGGCUUGCUUCCAAAAUGUUUAGAGGACAUUGCUAAAUUUCUCUUUAUCUUGAAUUUGCAGGGUAAUAACUUCUUUGGUAGAAUCCCUGAAAUAUUUGCACAUGAUAGUAGUUUAGUGUAUCUGAACGCUAAUGGCAACAAAUUCGAAGGGCCAUUACCAAGAUCUCUAGCGAAUUGCAGGAGGCUGCAAAUAUUGGAUUUGGGGAACAACAAGUUAAAUGACACAUUUCCCCAUUGGUUGCAACAUCUUCUAGACCUGCAAAUUCUUAUCUUGCGAUCCAAUAGCUUCCAUGGCACCAUAGGAAAUCCCAUUACUAAAUCUCCUUUUCCCAAGUUGCAAAUUCUUGAUCUCUCUCACAAUGAACUCACUGGACUUCUACCUACAAAGUAUCUACGGCACCUGAAAUAUUUGAUGAAGGUGAAUGAAGAUAAAGCUGGAUCAAAAUAUGCGGGGGACAGCGCAUAUUAUUUUCAAGAUUCUUUAGCAGUGGAUCUGAUAAUGAAAGGGGUGGAGCUUGAAAUGAAUGAAAUACUAACCAUUUUCACAGCCAUUGAUUUUUCAAAUAAUAGAUUUCAAGGACACAUUCCUGAAGAAGUUGGUAUGUUGAAGUCUCUAGUGGUGCUCAACUUUUCUCACAAUUAUCUAACAGGUCAUAUCCCAUCAUCGCUUGCAAACUUGACAGAGGUUGAAUCACUAGACCUCUCCGAAAACAGACUUGUUGGAGAAAUUCCUCAACAACUAACAGUUUUAACAUUUCUUGCUGUGUUGAAUCUUUCAUAUAACCAACUCAAUGGAACCAUUCCUCAAGGUAACCAAUUCAACACAUUUUCAAAUGAUUCCUACAUAGGGAACAUCGGUUUGUGUGGAUUUCCACUAUCAAAGAAAUGCAACAAUGGUGAGGCACCCCAAUUACCUUCACCAAGAUUUCAAGAAGAAGGAGAUUCUACAGACUGCUGGUAUGAUUGGAAAAUUGCAUUGAUGGGCUAUGGAUGUGGGCUAGUGUUUGGAUUGUCUAUGGGAUAUAUCAUAUUUGCAACAGGAAAACCACAAUGGUUUGUGAGGAUGGUUGAAGGAAAACAAUACAAAAGGGUGAGAAGACCAAAAAAAUUUAGGGGCAUUGGGAGAAGAACUUAGUAAAUGCAGAAGUAAUGCUUCAUAUUAGAAUAAUUGUGCAACGUUUCAUAUUCAUGAGCAUGUCUUUUUAACGUUUUCUCCAUAUAUGUUUUAAGUUCCAAA
This is a messenger RNA of Hevea brasiliensis (rubber tree), 3349 nucleotides long. Its product is annotated as receptor-like protein 6. The coding region runs from base 74 to 3247 and encodes 1057 amino acids. The record is from RefSeq and is a predicted model, not a curated record. Gene Ontology annotation, molecular function: protein binding. Lineage: Eukaryota; Viridiplantae; Streptophyta; Magnoliopsida; Malpighiales; Euphorbiaceae. The transcript has a single exon.